UAGCCUUCCCGUGAGUGAUUCUGGUCGAUAUAAAUAAAACAGUAUUUAAAAAAAAGACAACUGUCUUCAGAUUCAAGCGACAUCCUUUUUUGUGUGUUUUAUUCAAUUCGUGUCACUGCACAUGCAUCUAGACUUAUACGAUUUGUCUAAUUCCCAUCAGCCUCUCUCUCUCUCUCCCUCGCAGGCACACGAGAGGCGGGUCUGUCGUUUUGUAUUAUCAUUUAAUUUAUUUUUUACCUAUCGUAAUUUUUAUGGCCUGUGUAACCGAAGUCUUACACACAGGGUUGCAAUCUCGUAUCAACCAGACUGAAGUACAAGUCGAAGCGUAUAACUCGUAUCUAGCGUCAACGCUUUUAAAUUAAUGUCAAUUAAGUCGAAAAAGAAAACGCACUCGCAACGUCGUCGGGCUGUGUUGUGUGGAGAAUAGUAUGAAGACGGUGCGAUAGGGGAAAAAAGACAACGCUGAGCUGCGAUGUCGAAGGCUGUUGGGCGGAGGUUCCACUGGCGUGCCAAGGUCCAGGAGAGCUUUGUGCCGCUGGACGUGGCCUCAGGCGAGCUGGGCGUGGCGAUGGGGGGCGGGGCCGACUACGGGGAGUUCCCAUUCGUCUUGGCGGCCCGGGGGGGCGGGGCCGGGCUGGGUGAUCUGGUCCUGGAGAUUGGAGGGACCCCCGUGUUGGGGCUGACGCUGGGGGACGUGAGGGGAGUCCUAAACAGCUGCCCCCAGCCCGUCCGCAUCAAGACAGUCCCGCCAGGGGCCACCCUUUGCAAGGACCUGCGUCUCUACCUGAGCAAGUGCUUCACUCCCGGCUCUGUAGACAGCCAGCUGCAGCAAGUGAUCAGAGAGAACCUGUACCUCAGAGCUGUGCCAUGCACGACCAGGCCGCUGCGGGAUGGGGAGAUCCCGGGGGUGGAUUAUAACUUUGUGAGCAUCCAGGACUUCUUCUCCCUGGAAGAGAGCGGUGCGCUGCUGGAGAGCGGCAAGUUCAAAGGGAAUUAUUACGGGACCCCCCGGCCAGUGCACAUCGGAGAGGACAGUCCCCCCAUCUCGUACCAGGAGCACCGCAACCUGCUGCAGAAAUAUAGCACCCGCAGCAAGUCCCUGAGCAACCUGGAGAAAGUGGGAGAGGACGAGGACUGCAGUGAGGAGGGGGACUCGGGGCUGUCCGGUGGCUCUGCGGCAAACAACCCUGCCCCCACGCUGUCCCCCAGCCAAUCGCGUGACUCGAGCGGAGGGGACGGCAGCGCGCUGGAGAACGGGGGCGACGCCCUGCCGGGGAACUGGGAGAUGGGGUUCAGUGAGAGCGGGGAGCCCUACUUCAUAGAUCACAACAGCAAGACAACCACCUGGCUGGAUCCCAGAACACAGACCAAGGAGACGCUGAACAAGAUGGAGAAGAUGUCUAUGUUCACUGAUAAGCCGUCAGAGCUGAAGGGGUACUCUGUCCACACACGCCUUUCCAAGGGACCCCGAGGAUUUGGGUUCAACAUUGUGGGGGGCAGCCGGCCCCAAGAGUUCCUGCAGGUGUACAGUGUGACCCCUGGGGGCCCCGCAGCCUUGCGCACAGCUGAUAUCCUGGUCUUUGUCAAUGACACCUGCGUUCUGGGAAUGUCCCACAAGGGGGCAGUAGAAAUGCUCAAGUCUGUGCCCGCCAAUCACAGUGUUGAUCUCGUUCUAAGAAGGGGGUACCCCAUGCUAUAUAAUCCAGACGGCUGCCCCAAGCUCAAAGUUGACUCCGCGGUGAUCAGCGAACCCCCACAGGACGAGGCCGGCAACACCAAUGGAGUGCAGGAUGCCAGCAGCCCGAACGGAAACCAGCUGUCGCCCAACUUAGCCAUCAACCGCCUGCCGGCUUCCCACAGCGCCCUUGAUCUCUCUUCAAUACGCAACCAGAGGGCUGCAGCAAUGCACAACGUCAACAACAACUCGGCACUGCCUGGAUUCGACAAGAAUAGCAGCAAACCCAACCUGAAUCUCAUUAACCCAAUCCCGUUCAAACCAGAAACAGGAGGGGGAGGGACUGCAGGAGCAGCCCCAGCCUCAAGAACAGAUUGUGGGGCAUUAAAACAGCAGCCGGUACCUUACUUGCAUCCAACAACAGAAGCGGAACACAGAACGGACUGCGGGUUCCGGGGUUACCCGGGCAACGGCAAUCAGGUCUCGGCUGCCCAGACUACGGUUCCGGAAGUGGGUGGGGAGUACAUCCCGGUGCCAGUUGGGCGCAGUGAGCAGGGGGCGGGGUUCACGGUAGGAGGGGGCGGGCCCGGGGGCGGGCUGGCCGUGGUGAAGAGAGUGCUGGACAGGAGGCAGUGCCCGGCCCUGGAGGCGGGAGACGCCAUCGUGAAGGUGAACGGGGCCAACGUGCAGAGUCUGAGCUUCCCACAGCUGGAGAAGGUGCUGCAGGAGCACAUCAGGCAAGGGGAUGUCGUGCUGCUGGUGUAUAGAGAGGCUUCUCUCCGAUCCCCUCUCUCUCCAGGCUCGUCCCAGUUAAACCAGUUCCCAACCUCUCCAAACCAGCUGUCAGUGCCUGGGACCCCCAGCUACAAAGACCCCGGUCAGGGUUCAAACAGCAUGGGAUCCAGUGGAAAUUCACCAGAACCGAACCAGCAGGGCGUCUCUGAGCAGCCUGACAGCCUGGACAAGCGGCCUCCGGUACCAGAACCCGCGCUGGGGUUCAAGAAGGACCUUGUGAAGAGCACCAGCUUUCUGGAACCGGUUCCUAUGACUUUGACCCUGGAGCCCCGCGACUGGCUGAAUGUGGGGGCAUUCACAGGAAGUGCAGAGCCGGGACAGGAAGCCGUGACCCCUGAUCCCCGGGAGGCGUCCCCGCGAGGCGUGGAGUUGGAGCUGAGGAGGCGCCCGGACGAGGGGUUCGGGUUUGUGUUCGUGACGGAGCGUGACGGCAAAGCGAGCUCGCUUCUGCCUCACAAGAUCUCUCAGAUUCGGAGGGGCAGUCCCGCUGACCGCAGCGGCCGGAUCAAGGUGGGCGAUCGACUGAAAGCUGUGAAUGGUGAGUCGGUCCAGCGCGUGCCUCACCGUGACAUCGUGGAACUGUUCAGGAAGGCUGGGAACGCCAUCCGGCUGCAGAUCAUCCCACACAGCAACCCCAAUUCCUCCAGCCAAUCACAGACCACAGACAUGGAACCACAGCCCAAAGGGAGAAGAGGCCAAAGGUCAAGGUCAAAGGACUCCCGGUACUACAACGUGGAACUGGACAGAGGUCCCACAGGAUUCGGAUUCAGUCUGAGAGGAGGCAGCGAGUACAACAUGGGCCUGUAUGUGCUGGGGCUAAUGGAGGGAGGGCCGGCCGCUCGGAGCAGGAGAAUACAGGUGAGCGACCAGCUGGUGGAGAUCAAUGGGGAUGGCACGGCUGGGAUGACUCACACCCAGGCUGUGGAUCAGAUCAGGAGAGGGGGCAGACGGAUCCACCUGGUCUUGAAGAAGGGCAACGGAUAUGUGCCGGACUACAGCCCUGAAUUCAAGGACGGGAGCCAGCACUCCCCACCCCUGCGGAGCCCCAAGCCGGACCUCACUCACCAGGCCCAGACGGAUCUGGCUCCAGUAGGGUACAGAACCAGGGUGAGGGAGAGCCCCGGGGCGAUGGAGGAGGAGGAGGAGGAGGAGGAGGAGGAGGAGGAGGGGGGGGGGGGGGGGGUCCAGAAGGAGGGGGGCGGGAGGUGGAAACUGGAUGAAGAGGAAGAGGAGGAGGAAGACAGGAGGAGGAAAAAGAAGAGGCGGACGGCUGCAGCGGCUUCCAGCCCCGACGCCCGUCAGAAAGAGCCUCAGAGACACAGCAGGGGAGGAGGAGGGAAGGGGAGCAGCCAGAGUCUGCCCAGGGUGAGGCAGCGGAGAGAGGGGUCCUGGGACACAGAGGAGUGGGACGAGGAGGGAGGCUCGGAUUUAGAGAGAGAGAGAGAGGGAGGCAGACCGAGGGAGUCUAAGGAGAGGGGCAGGGCAAGAGUGAGGGAGCAGAGAGGGAAGGAGGACAGGCGAGCAGAGUCUCUGGAAAGCAGUCGAAGAAAGGAAAAGGUGGGAAGCGAUCUUCAGGGUUUAUUAGAGAGAGCCCCUGCCACCCCGAAACCGGAACACACCCCUUCUUGGAGCAGGAAGGAUGGGGGCAGGGAAGGGAACGGAUUUGGAGAGGAUUGGACAGUCAGUGGAAAGCAGGGGCACCAGCGAGCAGCAAGUCCAGGGCCUGCGUUGGACAGGCAGACAGACGGGUACCUGCUUUUCAAGAGCCAGGGGCAGUUGAGGAGCUCCGUGCAGCCCGGACCAUGGCUCAUCCCCAGCAAGGAGAAACUGUCUGAGGUUUUGGAAACCAAUAAACUCUAACUGAACUGAUUUUUUUUUUUUUUAUAUUAAGUACAAUACUGUAUUAAAAUCUGUUAUAUAUACAUAAAUAAUGUUAUAUAAUGGGCUGUUGUGUGUAAUGUGUACAUAUGUAUUAUAUGGAGAAUCUAAAAAUAAAAAUAAAUAUUUAAGUAAACACAGAAGCGGUUCAAAUGAGUACU
Polyodon spathula (Mississippi paddlefish) is the source of this 4509-nucleotide messenger RNA. Its product is annotated as membrane-associated guanylate kinase, WW and PDZ domain-containing protein 3-like. The coding region runs from base 473 to 4330 and encodes 1285 amino acids. The transcript is spliced from 16 exons. Gene Ontology annotation, molecular function: protein binding. Gene Ontology annotation, cellular component: cytoplasm. Gene Ontology annotation, biological process: signal transduction. The record is from RefSeq and is a predicted model, not a curated record. NCBI's taxonomy places the organism in Eukaryota, Metazoa, Chordata, Actinopteri, Acipenseriformes, Polyodontidae.